AUGCUCAACUUACCUUCUCUCAUUCCGACUGCUGGUACCAAGACUGCUCCCGGAACCGCCGCUCAAACGCCUUUUCGAGCACGUCAACAGGCUUCUGCCUCGAGACAGCAUACAAGGAAUCUCGAGGCUGGCAUGGCCGGUGUUGCAAGGGUCACCAGUCUUCUGAAGGAGGUCCAGCUGGGUGAAAAUGAAAAGAGGGAGGUACUAAAAGAAGCUGCUACAAAGCAGGCGGAAGCAGAGGCAAGAAAGCUUCAGACAUCGCAAACCAUCUUUGACGCCGAGAAGUUGAGGCUCGAAGCUCUCCCCAAACCCGCGAGUGGUAACGCUGCGAUUGCCGAAGACGUUCAAAUGCCACUCCGGGAUCCCUACAUGACUUCGAAUGAGUCUGCGCCCGCCGCUCGGCUUCCAUCCCUCGAAUUACGCGAGAAGAUAUGGAAGUCCCUCCAACUGCAGCCCGUGAGCCCUCAAGGGCCUAUCGUCGGUCCUUUUGCGGUUGCCCUUCCAUCAUGGAUUGACUUUCAUGAUCUGAUCUUUGGCCCUCGUGGUAGUUUGGUCACCAAGCUCCGGUCUGGCAUGUACAACCGAGACCUCCACGUCAGCUGGGCUGUUGAUAAGGGCCGAGCCGUUGCUCUGGUUGUUGGGCCACAUCCAGAGUUCACACAUAGCGCCGAGAACCGCAACCUCUGGAAGGAGUUGCGAAACCUCUGGCUGAAGGUCCUGGAGUGGGUGUUGCUCGCCUGCCAAGGUAACCCCUUUCGUCUCGUGGACUUCUUGGGGGACUAUCAAAUCCUCGAGAUCGAGGUCAACUUGCUCCUCGACUCGGAAAUCCUCGGCCGGCUGAUGGAAGCCUGGGAGAAGCUCAGUACCGACCCUGUCCAGUCUUCGGCGAUGGCCGCGGCAAAAAAAGCAAACUUGAUCGCCUGGACACCUCGAAUCUUUGCAAUGCUGAAGUACCCAGGCACUCCUCUGUUGCUUCAUUCUUGGGUCCAUGAGUGUUGGGAGAACCGGGAUGAAAUGAAGGAACGUGUAGGCGUCGCCCGAUACCUAUGGUCUCAACAUGAUCAUGUUGCUGCUUUCAUAUGGCAGCGUCAAAUGAUGGAUGAGAUCAAGGCUUAUGAAGAGUAUCAAACGUAG
Fusarium musae is the source of this 1134-nucleotide messenger RNA. RefSeq lists its product as uncharacterized. Lineage: Eukaryota; Fungi; Ascomycota; Sordariomycetes; Hypocreales; Nectriaceae. The record is from RefSeq and is a predicted model, not a curated record. The transcript is spliced from 2 exons. The coding region runs from base 1 to 1134 and encodes 377 amino acids.